AUGGACUGGAAACCUGCGGUGAUGAUGAUGGCAGUGGUGAUCAUGUACGCGGUGUUGAAUGUGAUGACGAAGAUAGCUUUCAAUGAAGGGAUGCACACCACCGUGUUCAUCGUCCUCCGCCUGCUCAUCGCCGCGCUCUUCCUCUCCCCGGUCGCAUACUUCAGAGAGAGGAAGAGUAGACCUAAGCUGACCAUCGAGAUCUUCGUCUACCUCUUCUUGAGUGCCUUGCUAGGUGUUGACCUGAUUGGUGCACCAGCAAAACACCUAGCCACCACUGCCGCCCAUAGCGGGGCACCGAGGUGGGUGGUGGGCUUAGUAGCACUGUUGGGCUUCUCAACAAGCUGGCCAAUGUGGUUCAUCCUACAGUCCAAGAUUGGGACAAAGUACCCGGCACUCUACUCCAGCACGGCGUGGAUGUUCCUCCUUAGCUUUGCCCAGAUGGCUGUCGUAGGUGCCGCAACCGAGAAGAUGACCUUGCAGGUAUGGGUCCCAGGCACGGUGCUCCAGGCCGUCACCGUACUCUUCGCGGGUGUCGGAGUGUUGGCGCUGGGGCUCCUGGCCAUGACAUGGUGCGUGGAGCGGCGAGGGCCUGUGUUCACCACAGCCUUCAUGCCGCUAAUUCAGAUCAUCACAGCUGGGAUCGACGUCGCCAUCCUCCAUGAGCAGCUCCACCUUGGUAGCGUGGGGAAAGAGCAACGAGGAAAGCACCAUAUUAGACUGCUCCAUUGA
Molecule: messenger RNA, 729 nt
Organism: Triticum aestivum (bread wheat)
Lineage: Eukaryota; Viridiplantae; Streptophyta; Magnoliopsida; Poales; Poaceae
Product: WAT1-related protein At3g30340-like
Exons: 3
Coding region: 1-729 (242 amino acids)
Cellular component (GO): membrane
Molecular function (GO): transmembrane transporter activity
Source: RefSeq, a predicted model, not a curated record